AUGAAGACUGUGUCCCAGAAUUGGCUUAGUGUUAUGGCCCUUCUUCUCUCCCAGAGUGCUGUGGCUUUGGUCAUCCACAAUGCCACACUGCUGGAGGUGCUACUGGAGAAAUACACGGCCCCGGGCGGGGAGGGAGAGGCGGCUAGACCCAGGGGUCGAAGGGCUAUCUCAGAGAGUGACAUGAAACUGAUUCUUGAUCUGCACAACAAACUCAGGGGGCAGGUUUACCCACCAGCCUCUAACAUGGAGUACAUGGUCUGGGACACAGAGCUGGAGCGGAGUGCAGAGGCUUGGGCUCACGCAUGUCGCUGGGAACACGGCCCAGCUAACCUCAUGCGCCACAUUGGACAGAACCUCGGGGCUCACUGGGGAAGAGACCGCCCUCCUACAUUCCAUGUUCAAGCUUGGUAUGAUGAAGUGAGAUACUACUCGUACCCAUAUCCUCAAGAGUGCAACUCUUACUGUCCUUUCCGUUGUUCAGGACCCGUCUGCACCCACUAUACACAGAUGGUAUGGGCCAGCAGCAACCGGAUUGGAUGUGCCAUCAACGUAUGCUACAACAUGAAUGUCUGGGGCAUGAUCUGGGCUAAAGCCGUGUACCUAGUUUGCAACUAUUCACCUCCGGGUAACUGGUGGGGACAUGCUCCUUACCAACAUGGACAACCAUGCUCAGCCUGCCCUCCAAGUUAUGGUGGGGGGUGUAGAGACAACCUCUGCUUCAAAGAUGCUGCAGACCAACGUCCCCCUGAAGAAAGAGAGGAAAGCAACUAUGUUGAGUCUGAGGAUCUUAGAGCCUCUCUCCCUUCAGACAAAAUGCCCCCAGGAGCAGCAUCACCCUCACAGGGCCAGGGGGGAGAGCAAAUUCUGAACACACAACAAAUGUCUCAACAGGUUUCAUGUGAGACAAAGUUGCGGGACCAGUGUAAAGGCACAACAUGCAAUCGGUAUGAGUGUCCAGCUGGUUGUCUCCACAGCAAAGCCAAUGUGAUAGGAAGUGGGUUCUAUGACAUGCAAUCAAGUAUCUGCAGAGCUGCUCUGCAUUCAGGAGUUAUAGACAACUAUGGGGGGUGGCUGGAUGUUACCAGAAAAGGGCGGAAGAGUGGCUUCACAGCCUCUAAGACAAAUGAAGUACAGACGCUGGCCAAAAGCCAAAGUGCAAAUGCCUUCAUCGUUUCAAAAGUGCCAGUAAAAGCCAUUACAUGCGAGACUACAGUUGAACAGUUCUGUCCUUUCGAAAAGCCGGUCAGACACUGUCCAAGGUUGUACUGCCCACGAUACUGCCUGCAGGAGACUCCUUGGGACUCACGGGUCAUUGGAACAAAGUUCUACUCAGAUAAGUCCAGUAUUUGCCGAGCUGCCAUCCAUGCCGGUGUCCUUCAGAAUGACUCAGGAGGCUACCUUGACGUCAUGCCUGUUGAUGGGAGGAGGCGCUACGUAGGAUCUUUCCGGAACGGAGUUUCCUCAGAUAGCCAGCAAAAUCCUCCAGGGGGCAAUGCCUUCAGAGUGUUCAUGGUCAUUUGACUUCAGUGGUGCCCUCUCAGGAUUCAGAAUGUUCACCACCACCUGAUUCUUCUUCUUUCAGAGGAUUUGUGCUCAUAUAAGCUCAGCGAUGAUUCAUCAGAAUUCAUAAUGUUCAUGGCCUCUGAUUCAUCUCUGUUCAGACUGUUCUCAUCUGAAUAUACUGUACUCUGACUUUACUUCCAAAAACCCCAUAAAAACUGGUAGAAAACAGCCAUGAUGGGGUGGUUGC
Molecule: messenger RNA, 1750 nt
Organism: Scleropages formosus (Asian bonytongue)
Lineage: Eukaryota; Metazoa; Chordata; Actinopteri; Osteoglossiformes; Osteoglossidae
Gene: crispld1b
Product: cysteine-rich secretory protein LCCL domain containing 1b
Exons: 14
Coding region: 1-1521 (506 amino acids)
Cellular component (GO): extracellular region
Source: RefSeq, a predicted model, not a curated record